This is a messenger RNA of Tarenaya hassleriana, 2761 nucleotides long. Its product is annotated as protein TIC 100. Lineage: Eukaryota; Viridiplantae; Streptophyta; Magnoliopsida; Brassicales; Cleomaceae. Gene Ontology annotation, cellular component: cytosol. The record is from RefSeq and is a predicted model, not a curated record.
CCCUCUCUUCUUCUCUCUUAUCUGUUCACUCUUCGUAUCUGCUUCCUCUUUGCCUUAUCGCUCUCUCUCCAUGGCGGACGACGAUUCGACCGAGUCACGACAACCCAGUGAUGAAACACAAGACCCGUUGCUCAACGCGGAAGAAAUGGGCUCCGAGUCCGACUCUGACUCGGAGGAGUCCUCCGAUUCCGACGACUACAUCUACAUUUCGGACUCCGAAAAGGACCCCGAAGCCGACGCAGAGACCGAUAUCUUCAACUACACUAGACCCAGCGACUCUCCACCGGAUCCGGACGUCGACCCGGAGACGAGCAUUCGCCGGUUCACUCGCGUGCUCCAGAGCAAGCGUCUGAAGCGUAUCGAAGAGGAAGAAGAGGAGGGGUAUACGUUUUAUGAGGAUCUAUUCGAUUUCCCUCAGGAUCCAGAGCGGUGGAAGGAGGAGGAUCUCAAGGAGCUAUGGGCCGAUGGUCCAUUGGAGAUAACGAAACCGGGUUGGGAUCCGGUUUGGGCUGACGAGGAUGAUUGGGAUAUUGUGAACGAGGAGAUUGAGGAAGGUAGAGAUCCGGGAAUUGAACCGUUCUAUGUUCCGUACAGGAAACCGUACCCUGUGAUUCCGGAUAAUCACUACGAUAUCUCCAACGCCAAGGCUGUGGUUGAGGAGCUCGAUAGGAUUGAGGAGUUCCUGCAAUGGGUCAGCUACAUUUUCCCUGAUGGAAGCUCGUACGAAGGCACUGUGUGGGAUGACUUGGCUCAUGGCAAAGGUGUUUACAGUGCUGAAAAUGGGCUUGUCAGGUACGAGGGUGAAUGGCUUCAGAACGACAUGGAGGGUCAUGGGGUUGUUGAAGUUGAUAUUCCUGAUAUUGAGCCUAUCCCCGGUUCCAAGCUUGAAGCAAAGAUGCGUGCUGAAGGGAGAAUAAUAAAGAGAGAUUAUAUGACUCCGGAAGAUAGAAAAUGGUUGGAGAUGGAUAUCGAGGAUAGUAUUGCACUUACUGACGGGAAUUACCAAGUCCCCUUUUAUGAAAACGAAGAGUGGGUCAGACAGUUUGGCAAGAAACCGGAGAAAGGGCGGUACCGCUAUGCGGGUCAAUGGAAGCAUGGUAGAAUGCAUGGGUGUGGUGUUUAUGAAGUUAAUGAACGCAUCAUACAUGGUAGGUUCUACUUUGGGGAGCUGUUGGAGGAAGAGCAUGGCUGUGAUGCAGAUGUUUGUGCGCUGCAUUCUGGUUUGGCAGAAGUGGCCGCUGCCAAGGCCCGGAUGUUUGUUAACAAACCAGAUGGAAUGGUUAGGGAAGAGAGGGGCCCAUACAAUGAUCCUCAACAUCCUUAUUUCUAUGAAGAAGAAGAUGUUUGGAUGGCACCUGGUUUCAUUAACCAGUUUUAUGAAGUACCUGAUUACUGGAAAACCUAUGUACAUGAGGUGGAUCAAGAAAGGGAAAUGUGGUUGAACUCCUUUUACAAAGCUCCCCUAAGGUUACCGAUGCCUGCUGAGCUCGAGCACUGGUGGGAAAAUGUGGAGGUGGCACCAGAAUUUGUCUUAUUGAACAAGGAGCCAGAACCCGAUCCAACCGACCCUUCAAAACUUGUUUAUAAGGACGACCCCGUUAUUUUACAUACUCCAACAGGUCGGAUAAUCAACUAUGUGGAUGAUGAAAAGCAUGGUGUUAGGUUAUUUUGGCAGCCUCCUUUGAAUGAAGGAGAAGAUGUGGACCCUGCAAAGGCCCAGUUCUUGCCCCUUGGGUUUGAUGAAUUUUAUGGAAAAGAAGUGGUAGAGAAAAAAGAACACCCGAUAACGAGGUUUGUACUGGGAAUUGAGAAAGCUAUGAAGCCUUUUCUCAACAAAUUAGAGAAGUGGACAGAGGAAAGAAAGAAAGCGAGCGAGGAGAAAAUGGAGAUGAUUCAUCUCGUUUUUUAAGAGAUUUGUCUAGAGGAAGCUGUUGAGGAUUUGGAUGAAGAGUUGAAGCAGAGAGAAAAAGAAGAGGAAGAGAAAGCUGAAAUGGGUUUGACGGAAAUGGACGAAGAAGUUUUUCCCCCGGGGUACAAAGAAGAGAAAGGUGUUGUUACCAAAGAGAUGAAAGAAAAGGAAGAUAAAGAAGAAGAAGAUGAUGAUGAUGAGGAUGCUAGUGAUGAUGAUGAUGAUGAUGCCAUUGAUCUUGGACCCUCUAGUUUCGGGUCUGUUGAAAACCGAAAUGGGAAGUCGCCGUUCUCUUCCUCGUCCUUGUCUUUUGCUUCUUGCACCCUCUUUCCUGUGGUACAAUCCAGACUGGAAAGAUCCUUUCUGGCGUGGAAGAAACAUAGAUCAGAGUCGAUCCCUAAAGUGGCAAAUACCACAUCAAAGGUAUUUGACUCGAUCCAUUUCCAGACCAGACUGAAGACUGGAACGGUGUCGGGCUGUCACCAAAGAAGCUUCUGGAACCCGAGAUCUCGAUCUCAGCUACUCUCUCUUUCCCAAAUCCUGUCAAGUGAUCCAUGUUCUGGUCAUAGUUGUGGAGAGAAACUGAGAUUGGCCAAUAAACAGGAACAGUUAUGGCUAUGGAAAACACCAGUCGGAGACAUAGAUGGAGUUUUGUCACUGCAGGUUCAGAUGAAAUGUUCAGACAUGUUCUCAGAUACUUCUGUUUUCUGUUGAGCUUUCAAUUUCAUUGUUCCUUUGUUGGAGACUUCGAUGGAAUUCUUCUUUGAUUACUCCUUCAAAAUUGUUGUUUGUGUUGUUGAAUAAUGUGUUAUUGUCUGUUAAAAGCUUAAACUUCUGUUAUAUCAUAUUUUA